Molecule: messenger RNA, 575 nt
Organism: Onthophagus taurus
Lineage: Eukaryota; Metazoa; Arthropoda; Insecta; Coleoptera; Scarabaeidae
Product: large ribosomal subunit protein eL22
Biological process (GO): cytoplasmic translation
Cellular component (GO): ribosome
Molecular function (GO): structural constituent of ribosome; RNA binding
Source: RefSeq, a predicted model, not a curated record
UGGGCUCUUAACUAAAACAGAUAGCGCCAACUUCAAGUUGGUCGAUAACACAACUACCAUCAUCCUCAUUUACCCACAAUUCUCGAUUGUGUCAACGUCAAAAUGGCAGUGACGAAAGCGGCCCCCGCGGCGAAGCCCCAAGCUAGGAAGCAACAUAUCCGCGGAAAAGGGAUCAAAAAGAAGAAGGUAGCGCUUAAAUUUAUGGUGGAUUGCACUCAUCCGGUUGAAGAUAACAUCUUGGAUGUCGCAAAUUUUGAAAAAUAUCUCCUUGAAAGGAUCAAGGUGAGUGGAAAGACCGGAAACUUGGGGAAUGCAGUCUCUUUAUCGAGGGAGAAGCAAACCAAGUUAGUUUUGAACUCUGAAAUACCAUUUUCGAAGCGUUAUUUGAAGUAUUUAACGAAAAAGUACUUGAAGAAACAAAAUUUGAGGGAUUGGUUGCGCGUUGUUGCCAAUGGAAAGGAUAGCUACGAGUUGCGUUACUUCCAAAUCAAUAAUCAAGAGGAUGAUGAUGAAGAUGAUAACGAAUAAAUUUAAUUUGGAGUGUUAUUUUGAUUAAAAAGUUUGUUUUUGAUCAA